GCACGGGACGGCCCUGCCGCGGGCCGACGAGCCGCUCCGGCCGGUCCGACCGGCUCCCGCGGCCCGAUCGGCUCGGCCGUCGCCCUCUCCGAGUGGCCUUCCGCCGCGGCGGGUCGGGUGGAAGGCCGCACCGGGACAGGCGGCGCCGCGGGGAGCCCCGGGGCAGCCGGCGGAGUUGGCGGAGCGGACCUGGAGAGCGGCGCGGUACUGGGGGCUCGACCGGGCCCGCGGCUCCGGGCAAGGCCCUGUCGCCCAGCAGCGGAGCCGUGAGGAUGAGGGGCUGGAUCCCACCCGCGCUCUGCCUGGCCGCGGCCCUGGCUGCGCUGCUGCCCACCACCUGCGCCCGCCGGAGCCAGGACCUGCACUGCGGAGCGUGCCGGGCACUGGUGGACGAGCUGGAGUGGGAGAUCGCCCAGGUCGACCCCAGGAAAACCAUCCAGAUGGGCUCCUUCCGGAUCAACCCCGACGGCAGCCAGUCAGUCGUGGAGGUGCCCUAUGCCAGGUCAGAGGCACAUCUGACGGAGCUGCUGGAGCGGGUGUGUGAGAAGAUGAAGGAAUACGGAGAAAAAGUGGAUCCGUCCACACACCGGAAGAGUUAUGUCCGGGUGAUCUCCCACGAUGGGACCAAGAUGGACCUCUCUGGGGUCAAAAUCGAUGGAGACGUGGCUUCUAGCCUGAAAUUUGCGUGUGAGAGCAUCGCCGAGGAGUAUGAGGAUGAACUCAUCGAAUUCCUUUCCCACGAGGCUGACAAUGUCAAGGACCGGCUUUGCAGCAAGCGGACGGACCUGUGCGACCACGCGCUCCACAUCCCACAUGACGAGCUGUGAUGCAGACAGUCCCGGCUGCCUCCGGAGGACGGUGCCGACCUGCCCCGGCGGCCUCGCGGGACCAGGACGGCACUGGGCUCCCUCUGGCCGUCCCCUACCUCUUGGUUCACCUCAUCCCCACUGACCCUGCUGGGACGGGCAGAUGUGCCGGGGAAGACCGUGACUCCGGAGCCGGCACAGACGCCGCCUCACCCCCUCUGGUGCUCUCAUUCUAUUUAUUCACUGUCCGUCCGCUGCAGCUGCGGUGCUGGGGGCACCGGCACGCCGGUUCUUCUCCCCAACGGGGCGGCCACGGGGGCCGGGGCCGCAUCCUCGCUCCUGCUGGGACGUUCCUGCGGGCACACUGCCAGCCCAGGCUCUUCCUGAGCCGCUGCCGGGGGACACAGCGGGGGAUACCGGGGCUCAGCUGCCUGCACUGGGGGAGGGGGGUGGUCGGGCAUCCGGGGCCGGUUUUGGGAACCCCCCUCCCUGCUGCAGGCAAUAAAGGGGCUGCGCGGCAGCCGUGCCGCAGGCCCACCCGAGGGCAGGUCUCA
Messenger RNA from Aquila chrysaetos chrysaetos, 1360 nucleotides. It is a transcript of the gene CNPY2, whose product is annotated as canopy FGF signaling regulator 2. NCBI's taxonomy places the organism in Eukaryota, Metazoa, Chordata, Aves, Accipitriformes, Accipitridae. The record is from RefSeq and is a predicted model, not a curated record. Gene Ontology annotation, cellular component: endoplasmic reticulum. The coding region runs from base 273 to 827 and encodes 184 amino acids. The transcript has 6 exons.